GUCACCGGACCACGUGUGGCGGCGGAUGUAAACAUUUCUCUCUGACGGACAACCUCCGAGUUAUGUUACGUUUACGUUUGUUAAGUUUUCUUUAGUGAGUGGACAGGUCGAGUUCAGGAGGAGGAGCUCAAAAGUGUUAAAAAAGAAGUCACGCUCAGAUCAAAAUGUCCUCCACUGCCCCGUCUAUCCUCCUAAACACAGGGGUUCAGAUGCCCCUUCUGGGUUUGGGCACCUACAAGUUGUUGUCUCCUGAAGAUGUCUACCUGGCUGUGGAUGCAGCGCUGGCUGCUGGUUAUCGGGCCUUUGACAGUGCAGCUGUCUACCGGAAUGAAGCUGACUUGGGCCGUGCCCUGAAGGAGCUCCUGCCCAAACAUGGUUUAACGAGAGAGGAUGUAUUUAUAACCAGUAAGCUGGGCCCCAAGAAUCAGGGUGAGAGGGCCAUGGAAGGAGCCCUGCACAGCCUGUCUCAGCUGGACUUGGGUUACAUUGACCUCUACCUGAUCCACUGGCCUGGCACGCAGGGUCUGGUAGUGACUGACCAACGCAACCCAGGCAACCGAGCUCAGAGUUGGGCCACAUUGGAGGAGCUGCAUGCCCAGGGGAAGCUAAAGGCCAUAGGAGUGUCCAACUACACACCAGCACACAUGAGAGAACUGCUGCAGAGCUGCAAAACCCCUCCUGCAUUGCUACAGGUAGAGUUUCACCCACGACUGUGCCAAACAGAGCUGAGGAGUGUGUGUGAUGAAUAUGGAGUGUGUUUCCAAGCCUACUCUUCCUUGGGGAAAGGAGACCUGGUCACCAACCCUGUGGUCAUGGAGGUGGCAAAGAAUUGUGAACGCACACCUGCACAGGUCCUGUUGCGCUGGGCUGUGCAGCAGGGCGUCCCAGUGAUCCCCAAGUCGUCAAAUCCAGACAGAAUAAAGGACAAUGCCAAGAUUUUUGACUUCACACUGAGUGACACAGACAUGGGCAGACUGUCAGCUUUGGACUGUGAGCACAAGUACUGCUGGGAUUCAUCAGAAGUGGUUUGAUAGACCAUUAGUGGAACAAACACUAUUUUCCAUGUGACUGACUGUAACCACACUAUGAAACCACCACCAGAGGAAGGAACUAAUUGUUUAGACACAACUAGAUGAAGUUUAUUCUGGGUUGUCAGUGGAUUUAACAUAAUGAAUACUAUAUCUAAGAGGUAAAGUAACAUUCUGGCCAAUCUGUUGCGCCAUUGUCAGAUCAUUUUCCUACUGACAAACAUUUGUUCUGUUUACUGAUCUGCCAACAUGCCAUCAUAAAAUCAUGCUCUCACCAAAUUGAA
Larimichthys crocea (large yellow croaker) is the source of this 1312-nucleotide messenger RNA. RefSeq names its product glyoxal reductase. NCBI's taxonomy places the organism in Eukaryota, Metazoa, Chordata, Actinopteri, Sciaenidae. The record is from RefSeq and is a predicted model, not a curated record. Bases 165 to 1031 code for a protein of 288 amino acids. The transcript has 6 exons.